CCUGCUCUACCAAUUGACUUUUUAUCAGAUGACCUCGCAUAGAUCUAAUCCCUAAGUCUCCACAUGUGUCUGUGACUACAUGCAUAUUCCACAAUAAACUUUACAAUGCUAAGAAUGUUAGACAGGCAUGUAAUGCUUUUUGCACUGUGUGCGGCGCAACUUGUCUCAUCUGGGUACCAGGAAGUUUGACAGAUAUCCAGACUGGAUUAGCUCGCAUAAUAUUUCUACUCGCCACACAUCAUUGUUAUUAUGAAUAGCAACUUUGUUUCUGUAUUUCUUUCUGCAUCAGGAAAUGGAGUAUGAAAAACAAAAGUGCCCUGCCCAUACAAAAGUGAACUUAAAAAACAAAUCUAUCAGACACUUUGUACAGGGUUUCUCGUAUGCAUGUGUAAAUUGUACAGUGUGGUUGACGUGGACGUUGAUGUAGCCGUGGUGCAGUUGAGAUAUUGCUUUGUCAUAAAAGGUUGCAAAACAAAACUUUUUAAGUUCCAUCAUGAAUGGAGAGGACAACACAAGGUCACGGGGUCGACUUAUCGAGGGGUCAGAGGUCAGCCAAUCCCCACGUCGCAGUCUGCGGUCAAAGUCUGGAAGCCCCGUAAUUCUUCGCAAGGCAGCUGACGAACAUUCGGAGAAUCGUUCACCGAGAAAACACAUUGCUCAUUUAUCCAGCGAACAUUCAGAUGUUAUUGUGAACGGCUCGUCGUUGGACGCCCCAGUCAAGGGACGCAGCAGGCUUGCUGAGCUCCGAGAGGCCGUGACCAGAUCCCCCAGCAGAGACCAGACUAGCCGGGACCAAAGCAUCAUGGUCAGGGAGGCGACAGAAAACGAAGACAGGCCAAGAAGGACGCGGGCGACUGGACCAGCAGAUCCAGUACCAGAGCAUACAGGGUGUCCCACACCAGGCUGUGACGGAUCAGGACACACCAAUGGCAAAUUCUCUAAACACAGAACACUUGUUAGUUGUCCUGUAGCAUCCAAGAAGCGAAAACUUGGCUCCAAGCCCACUUCACCUGAGCCCCAGCGCAAGGCAAAGCGGUCGCGACGCCGUGGUGGUGGGGGCAACAACACCACCAGCAACCAAGAGGAAGUUGACGAUGAAGUCAUCAUCAACAACAGACCAGCCACGAGGGGUGCGACAGCAGCAACAGACCCAGAGGACGAGAACUCGGUGUCAUCAUUAGAUGAUGACCCGCAGUCCAAAUGUAGCCGGCGGGCCAUCGUCAACCUCCAGAAGCUCCUGGACAAUGUGACGGCCGAGAUCGAUCAGGAGAAGAAGGGGGAAGAAGGGGUGGAGCCGACCAAGAAACCAGCAGAGGCAGAGGUGGAGGCAGAGGAUGAGGAAGAAACCCUGCCUGAUGAAGAGGAAGAGAUGAAGGAUGCGGUCAGCAAGGAGACGGAGACAGAAAAAGAUGAGGAGUUGGAAGAAGAUGCUGUCGAGGAUGCCGAGGAAAAAGAGGAAGUGGAGGAGGAUGCAGAUGCUGAAGACGAUGAAGAGGAAGAAGAUGAGGAAGAAGAAGCGAUGGAAGACGAUGAAGUCCAAUUGAACCUCUACAACUUUAAGAACAUCAGCACCUCUGUCGGGACAGAGGACCAGGACGAUGAAGAAGUCUGCACACCUCCUAAGCUUCACAAGGAACUGGCCUUUCUCAACCAGGAGGUAUCUGUUCUGCAGGGCACUGCUGAAUUGUCAAAGAGCUCCUCUGCUCCUGACGGUCUUGAAGCAAAAGACGGCCACUUGGACACCAUGGAUAAGGAUGCUGGGGAUGCCACAGGCACCGAGAUGCCCACAGAGAACAGCGAAGAUGAUGCAGACGACGACGAAGAUCAAAUCCUAGAGCUGGUAGGGGAGGAAUCAGGAGAUGACGAUGCCUUCUCCUCAGUCCCUCCCAAGCCCAAGGAGGCAGGCGACGAAGACGAUGAUGACUACAACAUUGCCAUGCCGCAGCUGCCAAAGCAUCUCCGUCUCAUGAGUGAGCAGCUCUCCCAGGAGCUUGAGGAAGAAACCAAGAAGCACCAGUCUGAUGAGAGCAUCCCUCAUCAGGAGGAAAUCCCAGAAGAAGAACCUCCUCAGCCAGUUGACCAACUUAUCCCGGCCAUCACCACAGACCAAAACGCUGAAGCUGUUCAGGCAGAGAGCAGCGAACAGACUGAAAUUGAGGAUGCCCCAGCAGAGGCUUCACAGAUCGAGACGGGAGAGCCUCCAGAGUUGCAAGAAGAGCUCCCAGAAGUCAUGGAGGAGACGAACAAAGAGCCUCCCAUAGAUGAGGUCCCAACGGAGGAUGGAGAUGCCCUCCUGAGUGAAUCCAUGGCAGUCCCAGACGAGCCCCUGGUCAUCGAUGACAAAUCUGUCAGCCCAGCAGAGGAGGACAAAGAGAACACAGCAAUCCCGCCAACUAUCGGGGCCCUCCUCUCGGCCGAGCCCAGAGUCUCCUUCCCCACCAUGUCAAAGAUGCUGACCAUACCCGUCAUCAAAACUGAGCCUUUGGACAUCUCAGCAUCUGGCCAGACGUCGUCAAUCGGGCUGGCGUCAUCUGGAAUGGCAUCAGCCAUGUCGCAGAUGAAAGAGGCCAUGAGGAACGUAUCUAGUGCCCCGAUGACUUCGAUGCUGCUUGCUGAUGGCACCCCAGUGACAACGAUGUUGGCACCCACAUCAUCAUUGACGAAAGACUUUCUCGAGGGCUGCAAGUGCCCUACCCCGGGCUGCGAUGGAACAGGCCAUGUCACCGGACUGUACCACCAUCAUCGCAGUCUUUCUGGAUGUCCACACAGAGAUAAGAUUCCUCAGCAACUACUGCAGAUGCACGAACACGUCCUGAACAGAUGCCCGACACCGGGCUGCACAGGACGGGGGCAUGUCAAUAGCAACAGGAACUCCCACAGGAGUUUAUCCGGUUGUCCGAUCGCCGCUGCCGAGAAGCACACCGGGGUCAAGCUGCCGCAGCAGCAGCAACCCCAGCAGCAGCCUGGCGAUCCCAUGAACCGGUUUGAAGGCAUGCCCCACGUCGCAACCAGCCGCUCGGACCACAUGGUGGCAGACAUGCUCAACAGACCAGUGUGCUACGUAAAGCAGAUGGACAGUGGCUACCAGGCAUUCAACAACUCGGCACCCCGCCCAAGCUUGCCAGGGGACGUCCGCUUCAGCAAACCGGAUGGCGUGUUGCCCUUUGAAACCAAGGUGGCCUACAACACGGGCCACAAGCGCAUCGCCCCCAAGAUCAUCACGGCCAGUGACCUGAGCCCGCCGGUCAAGAAGAAGCUCCAGGCUGGAGAUUACGACCCCAACGACUGCACCAUCGAUUCCACCUCGGCCCGCAUGGCAGCCACUGCCCUCAACUUGUCCAUCAAGGCCCCUCAACUGGCUCCGGGGCAGCUGACCAUCCCCAUGCAGAUGCCUCCCCCGUCCCAUCCCCACUUAACCCCACAGAACGCCCACCAACACCCCCACUCACACCCCCAGCAGCAUCACUCCCAGCAGCAUCACCCCCAGCAGCAUCACCCCCAAGCCCUGACCACCCCUCCUACCCAAAUCUCGCAGCGUCCCCUUGAAACAGUCAAAGUGGACAGCAACGGCACCUUGGACCUCAGCAUGAAGUCUAGCAAGUCAUCGGAAGUGGCUUCCAACACCCAUGCAUCCAGUCAAAGUGUCCCGUCCCCGGCCUCGGUCCAAUCAGCAGCCAAUGGGCUGAUCCAGCUCAGUGUACCCCAGCCCGGGGUCCAGAACCCCGUCCCCUCUUUCAUCACCACAGCGCCCACCAUCCUUCAGAUCCCCCGGAGCUACGGCGAGCAGCCCAUGGACUUCUCUACCAGCAUGAGCAAGCCCCAGAAAGCCAUCAAGGCUCCCAGUAUUGCUGUGUCCUGCUUCCCAACCAGCCUGACCACCAGUUCCUCCAUCACUGUCGCAGCCAUGCUCAAGACCAGCAAUCCUGAUUACGAUGAUCCCAGUAGUGGUGCGUUCAUGCAAUUUAACAAACCCCGCAAAAUCAAGGGCAGUCUGGACGGGAAACGCGAGCAUCUCAGUUGUCCCACCCCCGGCUGCGAUGGAUCGGGCCACGCGACUGGAAAUUACGCCUCCCAUAGAAGUAUAUCAGGGUGCCCCAUGGCUGACAAAUCUGCCAUUGUUCAAUCCACUCAGGAGCUUAAGUGCCCAACACCAGGUUGUGACGGCUCAGGCCACAUCACAGGCAACUACACCUCCCAUCGUAGCCUGUCAGGCUGCCCCCGGGCCAAGAAGCGCAGCGCCAUGUAUGCCGCGCAGAAGGCGCAGGCCCAGGCUGAGGCAAGCAAUGAGGAGAACCCAGACGACCCCAUGAUGAGACUUCCCCUCCCCCUUUCUUUUAUUAACCCUCCCGGAACUGUUAACGAUUACCAGUGGAGUGUGGCAGAGCUUGGCAGGUGUCCGGUUCCCAACUGUGACGGCUCGGGUCAUCUGACGGGCAAGUACGCCUCGCAUCGCAGCGCCUCGGGUUGCCCCAACGCCUCCAAGGUCUAUCACAACUACUUACGGGAGGGAUUUGUCGGCAGCGAGCAUCCAGCCUCGCCUAGCGCCAUCGCGCCAAAGCCCGUGAAGAUGGAGCCCCAGAAUUUGUCUAGUUGUCCGAUACCUGGUUGUGAUGGCUCGGGCCACUGUAACGGUAACUUCUCCUCUCACCGUAGCCUGUCGGGAUGCCCCAAGGCCACCAGCGUCAUGAAGAAAGCCAGGCUGAAGGAGGAGGAAAUCACUGCCAUCUCGAUCAAAGCGGCACAAGGCAUUGAGAAUGACGAGGACAUCCGUGCCCUGGACACAGAGAUCACAGAGCUACAGCACAGCAAUUGCCAGAUGGAGUCACAGAUGAUCAAGCUACGAACCCAGAUCACCUCCAUGGAAGGCAAGCUACACACGGCAGAGAAAGAGCACAACGCCAUGGAGGAGAAGCACCGGACGCUGACCCACCAGCUGGAGGAGUUGCGCAACACCCUCAUCAAGCACCUGUCGGAUGUCCAGAGCCAGACCGCCUCGGUCCCGCAACAAGCGGCCGCCCAGCUGCCCCCUCCUGCCUCGGGGACUGCAGCUCGGUCCGGACUGAGCCGGGAGAACAUUGAGGCUUUCUUGACCACCUUGGAGACAACCGCCACGGGGGGAGGCAGCGAGGAUCGGCCGGAGACCCCACCUGAAGAAGACAGUGCCCCGAUGGAGUUUGAGGCUCCUGAGGCUGCCACGGCAAAAACGGUGGCAGUGGUGGGAUCGGCGACAGUCAACACCAUUGCUGUGUCUGCUACGUAGACAUGGCAUCUAGUGAACAAACCAUCCAUCACAAGCAGAUGUGGUUAGGCUGAGAUAAACACCCCUGACUUGUUCCAGGACUGUCGGGAUUCAUUUUACUUAAGAUUAUGCUCAUGGAAAUCUGAUACUCUAGAAGAGUUCCCAGAUCCGUACAAAGGAUGUACAACCCCAGUUGUAUACCCAACAUAGUGUACUCGGCCACAUAUAUGCAUAAGCUUGAUAGUGAUAAUACUUGUUUCAUUUACAUACAUGAAUAUCAUUUACACAGAAGAUCAAACUCUCCAGAAUCAUUCAAAUAACUGCAAGUGAUGUUUUUGUGAUUUUAAUUUAAAAAGGAUACAGCAAACUGUUACUGUAUCAGCCAAAGUGAAAAGUCUUUCACUUAAAAUGUAACUCAAAACCCUUCAAGGAAUUCUGGUAAUUUUGGGAUUCUUGAAAAUUCUUUUUUCCAUGCAAUCGGGAAAAAGGCAAUACGACUGUGUUUCACUGUGUGAUUUAGUGCAAUCAUUGAAGUUCCACAGAAUGUUGCAAGUUUUUCAGAUCCACCAAGUUCCCCACGGGUAACAAAUCGUUUGGAUUAAAAACUCUAGCUGAACCUAAUUGACCUCCUACUCGAAUAUUCAUAGCUCACAAUGACCCUUGACCUAUGAAGUCUCCAACCCACAGUAAUAAGUUACUCUGAUGCAGACCAUGAUUUUUGUGAAUGCUGAGUAUUAGAAUGUUCUUUGUUUUUCUAGGUUUUAAUUAUUUUUUCUACACAAAAAAAAACAUAAUUUGUACGUUCAUAACAAGUCCAAACAAUGUGUGCUUGUAAAUAGAAAGAUGUUUUUGUUCUUUCGUUUGUCAGGGUGUAAAAAAAAGUUGGACAUUUUCUGUCUAUGAAAAUAUAACUUUUCGACGUAUUCCUUUUCUGCCUAUUUCGAAAAUGCAGAUGUGUGCAUGCCCUUCAAAGAAGUAUAAAUUUUGCUUUGAUUUUUUGAGGAUAUUGAAAUUAAAUUUGAAAUUCACUUACAAGUUAGUCUUUAGGUAUUGGGAGGGGGGGAUAUUUUACACAGGGCAAAAACCAGUACUAAAUGAAAAGAAAAGUUGGGGAAAAAUCCUUUUAAAUAAAAAGGACACAAGCAGUAUAACUGUCUGUUGCUCAAGAAAAGCUUUUCCAAUUGCUGUUCGGUUUCCAGUCAACGUGCGGAGUACCAGCCAGAUCUGACCAAUCAGAUGGAGGGUAUUAUAAAUAAUUAUGACUUUGAUUUCUUUUAGCUUGUCUGGCAUUGGCUAGUCAAAAAAAAAAAA
Molecule: messenger RNA, 6550 nt
Organism: Patiria miniata (bat star)
Lineage: Eukaryota; Metazoa; Echinodermata; Asteroidea; Valvatida; Asterinidae
Product: myelin transcription factor 1-like
Exons: 22
Coding region: 494-5260 (1588 amino acids)
Biological process (GO): regulation of transcription by RNA polymerase II
Cellular component (GO): nucleus
Molecular function (GO): DNA-binding transcription factor activity, RNA polymerase II-specific; zinc ion binding; RNA polymerase II cis-regulatory region sequence-specific DNA binding
Source: RefSeq, a predicted model, not a curated record